Molecule: messenger RNA, 2444 nt
Organism: Anoplopoma fimbria (sablefish)
Lineage: Eukaryota; Metazoa; Chordata; Actinopteri; Perciformes; Anoplopomatidae
Gene: ormdl2
Product: ORMDL sphingolipid biosynthesis regulator 2
Exons: 4
Coding region: 126-587 (153 amino acids)
Biological process (GO): ceramide metabolic process; negative regulation of ceramide biosynthetic process; intracellular sphingolipid homeostasis
Cellular component (GO): endoplasmic reticulum membrane
Source: RefSeq, a predicted model, not a curated record
CAGGUGGGAGCAGGCUGGAGUUUCGUCAGCUAGUGCAGCAGAACGGAACCAGCCCCAAAACUGAAGAGGGCGGGGUCAAAGAAAAAACAAGGCAUUUCCUGUUGAGCUACGACAACACAGGAAGGAUGAAUGUGGGCGUAGCUCACAGCGAGGUGAACCCCAACACGAGGGUGAUGAACAGCAGAGGGAUAUGGCUCACCUACCUGCUGCUGACCGUCGUGUUGCACAUCGUCUUGCUCAGCAUUCCCUUCUUCACUGUACCGCUCGUCUGGACUCUCACCAACGUCAUCCACAACCUGGUGAUGUACCUGUUUCUUCACACAGUGAAGGGCACUCCCUUUGAGACACCGGACCAAGGCAAAGCUCGUCUCCUCACACACUGGGAACAGAUGGACUACGGUGUCCAGUUCACAUCUUCGCGCAAAUUCCUCACUAUCUCACCAAUUGUUCUGUAUAUUCUUGCCAGUUUCUACACAAAAUAUGAUGCCACACAUUUUCUCAUCAACACAAGCUCCCUUCUCAGUGUCCUCCUCCCAAAGUUGCCUCAGUUUCACGGAGUACGGAUAUUUGGGAUCAACAAAUACUGAAAGUACUGAUUGAACACUGGAUUUUAAACCACCAACAACGGACUUCUAGUUUUCUGUUCCUGCUGAACUACUUUAAGUUUAGAGGUUGAGAAGAAGUGAACCAGUUGGAUUUGUCUUAACUGUACAGACUGUGUGGAGUAAUAUAUGAAAGUUGCAGUUUGUGCAGCCUGAAAAAAAAGUAAAUGCACUGCUGCUGUUUUCUAUGAAAGUGAUUAUUUUCUUUACUGACAUUCCUGAUGUGUGUUUGUCAAAAAGCCAGACACUAUGGCUUCAAGAGAGAGCAAAUUUGAACUGUGCUGAUUUCCAAUGUGAUGUUUAUUCAUUACGUGUCUGUCAUAGAUGAUUCCUGUUACAAACUGCACUGGCUGCACAUCUGUAAAACUGUGUCUUUUUUUUUGCGAUAUAUGUGAAUGAAUUUAUUGCGACAUUGGGUUCAUGUUUUGAAUGACACUUACAAGUUUCUGUUUUCUUUCAUGCUUUAUCUUGAUUUAACUGUGAAGGAUUCAUCUGCAGCAUGCAUUCACCCGCCUACAAUAAACACUGCAGUCUUGCUAUCACACGCACUAUCAUGUCAUUUACUGUAAAGCUCUGAAUUGUUUCCCACUUUUAAAAUAAGCAGUCAGAGCUGUUUGGUUGUCUUAUCUAUUUUCCAAAUGUUCAAGUAGAAAAACAGAAAAUUCCUUUUGUGUGUAGGUUUGUAAGAAUCAAUUGAUUGCUUGUGGGCCAGUUUGUAAGCUGUGGGGAAAUCCAGGCACUUUUAAUGACGUCAGCAUGAGGGGGGGGGGGGGGUUGUCACAGCAUGUGAAAUAUGAUAUGCAUGUAUAUCCAAGGGUUCCCCCCCCCUUUCACAUGCAAUGUGGUCAUGGUUGCAUUGCAGUGAGGUUUCCCUGUUGGUGAUGCGGUUUUUUGGAAGAAGUAAGUCAUAGGAAAUGCUGCGGCUGAGUAUGCCAACCUGAUCCCGUGAAACACAUGCAAAUAACUCUUAUCUGUAAUCAGCUGUUUCAUACAUAUGUUAUCGGGUGUAAUCAUCAGUUAUCAACGGUUGUUGGGGUGUUCCCUUUCCUUCAAAAGCUGUGAGGACAUUCACAUUAGUGCAAAGAAGCCAGUGGUGUGAUGAAGGGUCAGUUGGGCUAAAUGUCAUCAGAUAUGGUUCACUGAUAAUACAUGAUGAAUACAGUGUUGUUGUUUGCGGAAACAUAUUCCGAAAGGUACCUGAUGCAAGAUAACGCUGCCUUGCUUGAACAGCAAAUCUUGGACAUCUACUGCAGUUUUUGUCCCAGUUUUGCUUCCACUUCCAAUUCAGUGUGAACUCAGAAAAAAUUGGCACAAGGGUACUCAAUAUGCUGUAUAUUUAAAACUGAGGCCAUUCAGUACACGGGACUCAGUGUGACUCAUGCAGUGUGCGUAAAAACACCAGUCAUCACUUUUUCUUUGAUUUAAACAUCUUUUUACAAAUUACAUGGAAGUAAACAAACAGAUGUCAGAGGUAAAGUGCAGAUAUGAGAAAGGUCAGCUAUUUUGACUUUGUGACUGAUUAUUAAAGUCAUCAGUGGUCAUAAGGUCAUAUUUAACAGAAGAUAAUGACAACACUGACAGUAAACCCAAGAGAAAUCACUAAUUGGAAAUCCGGAGGGUUAAAAUUAAAAUGCAUUUUUUGGGGGGGGAAUUUUGACAACUGAAUUAAAGACAAAAGAUGUCAUUCAUAAUGCUGACGCAUAUUCACACUGUUUCCUGUAAUGUCUUAUCAAAUGAAGCAUCUGCAAGAGCAGUGUUGAUGAUAAUCUCUCUUUAAAGAUAUGUACCAUCUAGCAGUCUUCAGCUUCUCAAAUAAAGGGUUAUCUGUUUUAUAUCAUUGUA